CGGGUCUAAACACGCUCGAUUUUUACAUUCUUUUGUCAAUGGAAUUCAGCCGACAAAAUUAGUCACAAAAAUGCAAGGAAUUAACCAAUUACCACUCGUUUAAGCUUUUCCGGCCACUGAACACUGUGAAAACUCUACAUCGAAUAUCGUGAUUAUUUAUUUAUUGGGUUUAUUAACAAGUUUCACUUUCGCUUGAUCUUCAUUCUUCACUGUUUCUCUUCGAUCCAGAAAAAUGGCGAAUUUUUCCAAUCAAAUGCGACUUUCCUCAACUAUUCUGAGGCGUUUACAUCAAAGAGUUGCUGCUGCUGUGAAUUCAUCUUCUUCAAGAAAUUUUACUACAACGGAAGGUCAUCGUCCUACUAUUGUUCAUAAGCGUAGUCUUGAUAUUCUUCACGAUCCAUGGUUUAACAAGGGAACAGCAUUCUCAUUUACAGAACGUGAUCGUCUUCACAUUCGUGGCCUACUGCCUCCAAACGUGAUGUCUUUUGAACAACAAAUUGCACGGUUCAUGGCUGACUUGAAGCGGCUUGAAGUACAAGCUAGAGAUGGUCCAUCUGACCCAUAUGUUUUGGCCAAGUGGCGCAUACUUAAUCGCUUGCACGAUAGAAAUGAGACUUUGUACUACAAGGUUCUAAUGGAAAAUAUUGAGGAAUAUGCACCCAUAGUGUAUACUCCUACAGUUGGUCUUGUUUGCCAGAAGUACAGUGGAUUGUUCAGACGUCCGAGGGGCAUGUACUUCAGUGCCGAAGAUCGUGGGGAAAUGAUGUCAAUGGUUUACAACUGGCCAGCUGAUCAGGUUGACAUGAUUGUUGUAACUGAUGGAAGUAGAAUAUUGGGUCUUGGAGAUCUCGGAGUUCAGGGAAUUGGUAUUGCAAUUGGGAAGCUGGAUUUGUAUGUGGCUGCUGCUGGGAUCAACCCUCAAAGAGUAUUGCCUGUAAUGAUUGAUGUUGGAACUGACAACGAGAAUCUCUUGAAAGACCCUUUAUAUUUGGGACUGCAAGAGCAUCGGCUUGACGGAGAGAAGUAUAUUGAAGUAAUUGAUGAAUUUAUGGAGGCUGUUUUUACUCGUUGGCCCCAUGUGAUUGUGCAGUUUGAAGAUUUUCAAAGCAAGUGGGCCUUUAAGCUGUUGCAGCGUUAUAGAAACAACUACAGAAUGUUUAAUGAUGAUGUCCAGGGAACUGCAGGAGUUGCUAUUGCUGGUCUUCUGGGAGCAGUAAGAGCACAGGGAAGGCCAAUGAUUGAUUUUCCAAAAAUGAAGAUUGUGGUGGCGGGUGCUGGAAGUGCAGGAAUAGGGGUUCUUAAUGCUGCUAGGAAGACAAUGGCAAGAAUGUUAGGGAAUACUGAAGUUGCUUUUGAAAGUGCAAGAAGUCAGUUCUGGGUGGUUGAUGCCAAGGGAUUAAUUACUGAGGCACGUGAAAAUGUUGAUCCUGAUGCUCGCCCGUUUGCCAGAAAGAUCAAAGAGAUUGAACGUCAAGGUCUAAGUGAAGGCGCAACUCUUGCGGAAGUGGUACGCGAAGUGAAGCCAGAUGUACUUCUUGGUUUAUCUGCUUGUGGAGGCUUGUUUUCAAAAGAGGUACUGGAAGCCCUUAAGCAUUCAACUUCAACCCGGCCUGCAAUUUUUCCAAUGUCAAACCCAACGAGAAAUGCUGAAUGCACCCCUGAGGAAGCAUUUUCUGUUCUCGGGGAGAACAUUAUAUUUGCAAGUGGAAGCCCAUUCAAGGAUGUGGAUCUUGGAAAUGGUCAUGUUGGACACUGCAACCAAGCAAACAACAUGUUCCUUUUUCCUGGAAUAGGACUUGGUACUCUUCUGUCUGGAUCUAGAAUCGUUUCAGAUGGCAUGUUACAGGCUGCAGCUGAGUGUUUGGCUGCAUAUAUGACAGAGGAGGAGGUACUCAAGGGUAUUAUAUACCCUUCGAUAUCCAGGAUACGCGAUAUAACAAAGGAGGUAGCUGCAGCUGUGGUGAAAGAAGCUAUAGAAGAGGAUCUUGCUGAAGGAUACCGUGAAAUGGACAGCCGAGAGUUACGGAAACUUGAUGAGGCACAAAUAUCUGAGUUCGUGGAGAACAAUAUGUGGAGUCCGGAUUAUCCAACACUGGUUUACAAGAAAGAUUGAUCAUCUAUGGAUGCUUGCAAAGCUUCAUUUUUUCAUGUUUCUCGCAACAUCAGGAAGGGCGUGAUGGAUCAAAUACGAUAAUGGACAUUUUGUGACAUGAUGCAUGGGAUCAUGUUAAAUUUAACAUCCAGUAAUAUCCCAUUCAUCAACAUUUGAUUGACUGAUGACUUCUUGAUAUUAUAGCUUUUAUUGAGUAGUCCAUAAGUUGGUUGUCUGUAAAAGUGAAUAAACUUCCAGUUCUGACUUCGAGCUUCGUCAACGCAGACGAUGUAGUCUUAUGGGCUGUUGCUGCACAAAUGUACUAUAAAUUGCCCUGUGAUGUAGUUGUUGUGUAGAAGUGUUUGUGAAGUUCUGAUAGUUCUCUGUACUCUAUUUGACUUGUACAAUAAAGGGAUCACUAGUAUUCACACUGUU
Molecule: messenger RNA, 2527 nt
Organism: Solanum lycopersicum (tomato)
Lineage: Eukaryota; Viridiplantae; Streptophyta; Magnoliopsida; Solanales; Solanaceae
Product: NAD-dependent malic enzyme 62 kDa isoform, mitochondrial
Biological process (GO): pyruvate metabolic process; malate metabolic process
Cellular component (GO): mitochondrion
Molecular function (GO): NAD binding; malate dehydrogenase (decarboxylating) (NAD+) activity
Source: RefSeq, a predicted model, not a curated record